AGUUAUGAUUUUAUUGCAGAAGUAAUCUAUUACUGAAUCAAAAUGAAAAGCAGUACCUGUAUUUUUCUUCUGGUCAUUAUGCUGAAUUGCAAGAACCUUGUUAAUGCUGCGUGCACCAACAACGCGCCUCCAAUGAAGAUAUUCCGUAGCCGAAGAGUUCUUCUCGGUGAUGGUACUGAAAGAGAUGCUGGCAUUGUAGUUGAUUCCUCCGGAAGAAUAAAAAGUAUAAUUUCAGGAGAAGAAGUGGAAAGGAUAGCUAACGAAACUAAAGUUGAGGUGUUGGACUACGGUCAAUUUUCAAUAUGGCCAGGUGUGAUAGACUCUCAUGUGCACGUCAACGAACCAGGAAGAGAAUCCUGGGAAGGAUACACCACAGCUACUAAAGCAGCAGCUUGGGGCGGGAUUACCACAAUAGUAGACAUGCCUUUGAAUUCCAUCCCACCUACAACUACUGUAGAGAAUUUGAGAACAAAAGUGAAUUCAGCCUGUGGUAAAACGCAUGUUGAUGUCGCUUUCUGGGGAGGCGUGAUUCCUGGCAAUGCGCACGAAUUGUUGCCACUUAUCAACGCCGGAGUAAGAGGAUUCAAAUGUUUUACAAGUGAAAGUGGUGUCGAUGAGUUUCCACAGGUUACUAAAAAUGAUCUGGAAAUGGCUCUAAAAGAGCUCCAAAAAGCAAAUUCCGUACUUCUGUACCAUGCCGAAUUACCCGCUCCUCAAGGAAAUGAUACAAGCAAUGAAACUGAGAAGUACAUGACUUAUCUAAAAACACGCCCUCCUAGUAUGGAAGUAAAUGCUAUUGAUAUGAUUAUAGACCUCACAAAAAAUAUAAAGUUGUCUCACAUAGUGCAUCUAUCAGCAGCAGGUGCUUUACCGCAAUUGAAAACGCGCUCAGAGAACGUUCCACUUUCGAUUGAAACUUGUCAUCAUUACUUAACCUUUGCUGCUGAAGAUGUUCCAGAUGGACAUACUGAAUACAAAUGCGCUCCACCAAUUAGAGAAGAAAGUAAUCAAGAAAAAUUAUGGCAAGCUUUGGAAAACAGAGAUAUUGAUAUGGUAGUCAGUGAUCAUUCUCCAUCACCUGCUGCACUGAAAGGCCUGUGCAAUGGUUGUCAUCCUGAUUUCCUAAAAGCUUGGGGUGGAAUUGCUGGUAUGCAGUUUGGAUUAUCUUUAUUAUGGACCGGUGCUUCUAAAAGAGGCUUUAAAGCUCAUGAUGUAUCUCGUUUAUUAUCUGCGGGACCUGCGAAAUUAACUGGACUGGAUGGCAUAAAAGGACAAAUCAAAGAAGGCUUGGAUGCUGAUUUAGUAAUUUGGGAUCCUGAGGAAGAAUUUAAGGUCACUAAAGACAUAAUCCAACACAAGAAUAAAGAAACACCAUACUUAGGAAUGACGUUGAAGGGCAAAGUUCAUGCAACUGUUGUACGAGGAGACUUUGUUUACCGUAAUGGACAACCAUUCGAAAUUCCAAAAGGAAAUUUACUAUUGAAUGAUUAAAUGUAAUAGAUUAAUCAAAUUUUAGAUGAUUAAAAUUGUUCUAUUACUACAAUAGCAACCUCUGCCUGAAAAUUAACCGAACAAACUUCUAACAUCCUUAUUAAUGUAUAGAUUUUGAAUAAUAACAUAGAAAUUAUACUAUUUUUUUGAUGACUCUAAUAAAAAAAAUGUAUAAAUGGCCAUGCCUGAUAUAUUUUUGAUAACCUUAAUGAAAAAAUGUUUAAAUGGCCAUGUCUGAAAAGAUUUCUAUGUGUAUUUUUUUGUUAACAUUUUAUUGUUGAAUGGAUAAAAGAUAAAUACAAUUUUAUAAGCUGUUUGGAUAAAUUAAUUUUGAAUAAAUCUAUAAUCAUAGAAUAUGUUAAGUAGCAAAUUAAAAUAUGGACCACAAACCACAAAAUGUAUACGAAAUAUAACUUAUAUGAUAUAUGAAAAUA
Messenger RNA from Ctenocephalides felis (cat flea), 1925 nucleotides. RefSeq names its product allantoinase-like. Lineage: Eukaryota; Metazoa; Arthropoda; Insecta; Siphonaptera; Pulicidae. The record is from RefSeq and is a predicted model, not a curated record. Gene Ontology annotation, biological process: purine nucleobase catabolic process; allantoin catabolic process. Gene Ontology annotation, cellular component: cytoplasm. Gene Ontology annotation, molecular function: cobalt ion binding; allantoinase activity; zinc ion binding.